GCUCAAGGUGAUUGUUGGAUUAAGGAGCUGAAAGGAUUAUCAUGUUCCACUGGCUGGACGAACACCUUAAAUAGAUCAACACGACGUCUUCAGUGCUUCGAAGCUGCAGAAGAACCAGCAUCAGCCGACUGGGAACACAGAUUUCAUCCAGAGGGUUUCUUCUACCUCACACUGUGUAGAAAUGGCUGAUGUUUGCAAAGGCCUGAGUUUCCUUGAAACACUGAAAGAAUCCAUAGACAGCAAUAAGUUGUCAGAUGUCAGGGACACGGUUGAAGAUCUCUUGAUCAGUAGGAUCAACUUGGCUGUGGUGGGAAACCGCGGUGAUGGAAAAGACUCCUGCUUCAACUCCCUCCGUGGCCUCGGACCUGGGGAUGAGGGGGCGGCUCCUGCUUCAACCCCGGUGGCCUCAGAGGACGUUGCAGGCUACCCUGACCCUAAACACCCUGACUUUCGCCUGUGGGACCUGCCGCCUGUGCCCGACACCUCCCCAUUCGAACCUGAGGGAUACAUGGAUAGAGUUAAAUUCCCCCGCUACAACGCUGUCUUCAUGGCAUUCACACAUACGCCCCAUCCCAACAGUGUGCAGGUGUUCUUGGAAGCCCGCUCACUGCAGAGACAAACGGUGUACUGGGUUCUCUUAGCUUCAGUGGGAGAUCCAGAAAAGAGCCUUGAAGAGAAGAGGAAAGCCAGUCUGGAAACACUGAGGUCACAAGGUGUGACGCAGCCUAAAGUCUACGUGGUCAGACCCUCCACCCUGGAGAAGUCUGACUUCCCUGGUCUGUUGGACGACUUGGGCAAAGACCUUCCAGAGAUCCGAGCCCAAGCCCUUCUCUUGGCUCUCCCGACACUCACCUCAGCCCUGGUCACCCAGAAAAAGGAGGCCUUCAAAGCUCUGGUAUGGGCCGCUGCAUCGCUAUCUGGUGGGAUGUCUGCCGUUCCCAUCCCCCUUGUGGCUUCUAUGGUGGACUCAAGUGUAGCGGUGCGGAUCCUGACGAAAGCUCAGUUAUCUCUGUGCCUGGAUGACAAAUCAGUCGAGCGACUGGCCCGACAGCGAGGCGUGGAACCCCAGAGACUUAAAGGGCUGCGGACCUGUGCGCUGUCAGGGGAGGUUACCAAAGGGGAAGUGAAGCGGCGGCUUGCGACAGCAGAACAGGACUUGGCCACAGUGUCGUCAAAGCUGGUGGAGAUGGCCAUGCCCAGACACGCCCGUUAUGCCAGCCGCUCCUUCACCGCCAUGCUGCAAGCUCUGAACGGCGCCAUUGAUGAAAUGGCGGCCGAUGCCGAGAAGAUCGUGGCUGCAGCUCUCGGGGAGGGAGAGUGAAAUGCUUUUCUCUGUGUGUGAUGCUUCCUGUUUACGUGUUGUUCACCUGCACUUUUAUGUUUAUUCAACUCUCCACAAACCCUUUUGAUACAUUUUCACAUUGUUAGAUGAUGUUUUAAAUAGAGACACUGUAAAUACUAUGUGAGUAUAAAUUCUCCAAAUAAAUAUGUAGUACUGAAUACUGCUCUGUGCCGAAUUCAAUACAAACAAAAACAAAAAGAGGAAGUGGGAGGAAGUGCAUCUUCGUGCAGAUACUGUGAGAAGCUAACAAAACUAUAACCUUAGUCAGAACACCUACAAGAAGCUGUGUUCUAGCUUGCAUGAUAAGUGAUGCAAUUUUUUCUUAGCAUCCCCUUUCAAAGUGUGAACAGUUCCUUUUUCUGUAAAGUCUCAUUCUCGGAAUGAGGCUGUCCAUGACAGACUGAUACCAGUAGGUUCUCUGAGGAUCAGGAGAGACCCGAUUCCCAAUUUAACAAUGUUUACUUUGACAAACGCACAGAAGUAAUGUGAAUGUUUUACAGUCUUUGGCAUUUUAGAACCCUUUGAGAUGUCAUUAGGAUUAGAAGGGGGUGGAGCAGAUCAUCGAACAGGAAAACCCCCCGGGUCUAGACACUGGUGCUGGUUCAUCAGUCAAUCUUUUGUUUUGGAUGGGCCAUACA
Messenger RNA from Platichthys flesus (European flounder), 1980 nucleotides. It is a transcript of the gene irgq2, whose product is annotated as immunity-related GTPase family, q2. The record is from RefSeq and is a predicted model, not a curated record. Gene Ontology annotation, cellular component: membrane. Gene Ontology annotation, molecular function: GTP binding. The transcript has 2 exons. Lineage: Eukaryota; Metazoa; Chordata; Actinopteri; Pleuronectiformes; Pleuronectidae. The coding region runs from base 182 to 1321 and encodes 379 amino acids.